Messenger RNA from Mercurialis annua (annual mercury), 1854 nucleotides. RefSeq names its product galactan beta-1,4-galactosyltransferase GALS1. The transcript has 2 exons. Bases 107 to 1738 code for a protein of 543 amino acids. The record is from RefSeq and is a predicted model, not a curated record. NCBI's taxonomy places the organism in Eukaryota, Viridiplantae, Streptophyta, Magnoliopsida, Malpighiales, Euphorbiaceae.
GACCUUGGAUGAUUAUUUUUGUUGGAGUGGGUCCAUAUAUUAAUUUAGGAUCUCAAAAUUGGCCAGAAUCGUCUCAUUUCUUCCAACUCACACACCACACUCAAUUAUGCACUCUCAGUUUUGUAAUAAAACCAAGAUCCACACCCAAACAGCAACUAGUGCUGAUAAAUAUUUCCCAAACGCAUCGCUUUUGUGUGUCGGCACCUGCGCUUAUGACACUUUUACCUUAAAACGUCAACUCUCCACCGCUAUGAGAAAGGACUGUCCACCGCUAUCCUCCAUCACCGGCGGCUCCGUCGUGAAGUUACCGCCGUGUUUGGAAACUAAGCCUUUAGUAGCUACAUUGCUAGCUCUCACUCUCGUCUUGCUCCUCUGGAACCUCCCCCCUUACUACCAAAACCUACUCUCCACCACACGCCCUUGCUCUGCCGCUGCCACCACAACCACCACUCUUAUCUCCUCCAAUGCUUCCUCAUUACCAAUGAAUGCCUCCGCCACCCCAUCAGUGUCGGCGCAAAAGCUGUCCACUGUGGUUUCAGACCCAAACAAGCGGAUCUUCCAGGCAUACGGGAACGCUGCCGCUCUGUUUGUUCAGAUGGGUGCAUACCGAGGGGGGGCAAGGACAUUCGCGGUGGUAGGGCUGGCUUCGAAGCCCAUUCAUGUGUAUGGGAGACCUUGGUACAAGUGCGAGUGGAUCUCCAACAAUGGUUCUUCUACGAGAGCCAAGGCCUACAAAAUGCUGCCAGACUGGGGGUACGGUCGCGUCUACACUGUUGUGGUUGUGAAUUGCACUUUCCCUGUGAAUCCCAACGAGGACAAUGCGGGUGGUAAGCUCAUGCUCAAUGCCUACUACGGUGAAUCUCCCAGGAAGUUUGAGAAAAUGGUUGCUCUAGAGGAAGCAGCUGGGUCUUACAACGAGUCCAAGUUCCAUCCUCCUUACCAGUAUGAGUAUCUCUACUGCGGCUCUUCCUUGUAUGGGAACGUAAGCGGCGCCAGAAUGAGGGAAUGGAUGGCUUACCACGCCUGGUUCUUUGGGCCCAGCUCCCACUUCGUGUUUCACGACGCCGGAGGAGUUAGCCCUCAGGUGAGGGCUGCCCUUGAGCCCUGGGUGCGAGCAGGCAGGGCUACGGUUCAGGAUAUCAGAGGGCAGGGUGAGUUUGAUGGGUAUUAUUAUAACCAGUUUCUGGUAGUGAAUGACUGCUUACAUAAGUACCGGUAUGCAGCCAACUGGACAUUUUACUUCGAUGUGGAUGAGUAUAUAUACUUGCCGGAUGGCAAUACUUUAGAAUCGGUGCUCAAUGAAUUCUCAGAUUAUACGCAGUUCACGAUUGAGCAGAAUCCAAUGUCGAGUGUCCUUUGUUUGAAAGAUUCCAGCCGGGACUAUGCAAGGGAGUGGGGAUUGGAGAAGCUGUUGUUCAGAGAUGCACGAAGUGGGAUGAGGAGGGAUCGCAAGUACGCAAUUCAGGCGAAGAAUGCAUUUGCUACCGGAGUCCACAUGUCGGAGAAUGUGGCGGGGAAGACGUUGCACAAAACGGAAACAAAGAUCCGUUACUAUCACUACCACAACUCCAUUACAGUGUCAGGUGAAGUGUGCAGGGAAUUUGUAGGUCCAUCAGCAAAGAAGAAGGGCACUCGCUACAAUAAGGUGGCCUAUGUGUAUGACGAUACCAUGAAGAAGCUGGUGGAUGGCAUCAGGGAAUUUGAGCGGAACACUAUCGGAAAUGUGGAGCCUUCGUGAUUGAUUGACGGAACAAAGCUCUCAUCCAUCACAUGUUUUACUUAUAGAUGUGUGCGUGGUGAGAAUGUAAUUCAAUACUAUUUUUUCAAUUUGAUUUGUGUAUAAUUACUAGUGAA